AUGGUAGGUCAACUGAAUCAAUUACUCAAUUUGAGCGAUCAUUUCUUCGAGCGUGGUCUAAAAGCUGGGAUUGGAAGCGACAUUACCGUAUCGGUGCCGGCUUGGGACAAGGAAUACAAGUUCCAUACACUGGUUCUGGAUCAGAUACCGUAUUUUCGCGUUCUAUUUGAAGGCAAAUUUUGCGAAAACACUGCCGAAAAAAUCACUCUACAGUUGGAAGACAACCCUUAUAUUACUCCUGAAGCAUUUCAGCUAACAUUGAAGUAUGUUUACAGCCAAAAACACGGAACAUUCACCGACAAGAAUGUCCUGGAAGUGCUAGCUCUCAGUUCGUAUUUUUGGCUCGAUAGUUUAAGCGACCUAUGCGUUGAUUAUAUCACGGAUAACAUGGCCCCCGACAAUGUACUCGGUUUUGUUAAAUUUGUUGAUGAGAAAUCAUCGUUGUGGUAUAUCCACUACUUGUCGUAUUAUCCAUCCUAG
Molecule: messenger RNA, 480 nt
Organism: Radiomyces spectabilis
Lineage: Eukaryota; Fungi; Mucoromycota; Mucoromycetes; Mucorales; Radiomycetaceae
Exons: 1
Coding region: 1-480 (159 amino acids)
Molecular function (GO): protein binding
Source: RefSeq, a predicted model, not a curated record